Messenger RNA from Talaromyces atroroseus, 1683 nucleotides. RefSeq lists its product as hypothetical. The transcript is spliced from 4 exons. Lineage: Eukaryota; Fungi; Ascomycota; Eurotiomycetes; Eurotiales; Trichocomaceae. The record is from RefSeq and is a predicted model, not a curated record. Bases 1 to 1683 code for a protein of 560 amino acids.
AUGGAGAAGCAGCAUGAUAUUGAGAUCAAUCCCUUUGAGACCGCAGCAGCUUCCACCCAGCUAGCUGCGGAUGAAGCAAUUCAGCCACCGAAGAGAAGUCAUAACAUAUCUUCCAGUCUCCGGAAACUGGUUCAUGACGUUUCCUGGGCGUUCACCACGGCAUCAGACGGCGUCCAGGAUUGGACACCGUUUUUCCUGGUUUUCUCCUAUUUCUUCUUUUCCACCACCAUUUACAUGAAUGCCACCUCCAGGAUCACCGAAGUAUUUUGGUUUGUCUACUUGAUGACCAACACAUACAUAGCCACUGCUACUGUGGUUGAGUCUGUCGUGGCCUUGGGCACUUUCCAGGAUGCCAAAAGGGCGCUCGACAAGGUAGCCAAGAAUAACUGGCAGUUCCCAUCUGCGGAAAGUGACCUGCCCAAACUAGACAUUAUCGUGGUGGCCUAUCUACCCAAUGAGCAAGAUAUUGUCAUGGAUCGCGUAAAGUAUCUCCUCGACGAGAUCGUCUAUCCCCGGGACAAAUUCCGCGUGAACCUGCUAUACAACACGCCUUACGCCAUUGAGCCUCUGGAGAAAGAGCUAUUUGCAUUGAUGGCGCACAAUCCGAAAAACCUCCGGGUUGUCAAGGUGCCCAACUCAAAGUCCAAAGCCGACAAUAUCAAUUACUAUUGCAAUGCUUUGGAGACCGACGCUGAUGUGUCGGCCAUCUUUGACUGCGACCACUACCCACAUCCGUAUGCACCACGCUGGGCGAUGGAACGAUUUGUCAAGGACAAGCAAGUGGAUAUCGUGCAGGGCCGCUGUGUGGUCCUGAACACCGACGACAACAUGAUGACUGCGAUGAUUGGCAUCGAGUUUGACAAGAUUUACGCAGUCUCCCAUCCAGGACGCUCGGAGAUGUUCCAUUUUGGUCUCUUCUGCGGAUCCAAUGGCUACUGGCGCACAUCGCUGCUACGCGCACUCAAAAUGGACGAUUCCAUGCUUACGGAAGAUAUUGACUCUGCCCUUCGCGCGUUCGGCGGCGGAGCCAAAACCGUGCACGACCUCAACGUCACUUCUUUUGAGCUUGCGCCGGUGACGCCGUCGGCCUUCUGGAAACAGCGUCUUCGAUGGUCGCAAGGCUGGGUCCAGGCCAGUUUUCGCCACAUGCACCUUAUCUGGAGCCGGGCGCCAGAAGGUAAAACCCGGACCAUGCGUCAGCGCUUUGGGAUCAUGUCGCUUCUCUUCAUCCGAGAGCUCAGCUACUAUCUCAUUACCCAAUAUCUGUGCCUGGUGCUGAGCGUGGUUAUCACUCGGUUCCCCAAGAGCUGGCACGACCUCUACGUCUUGGUCUUCUUCCAGUACCCCAUUGCCUGGUGGCUCUUCAUUUUCAGUGUUCUCGCCCUGGCUGGUACCCUUUGGGUCACGUUCCACUUCCGCUCGGAAUUCUGUCGCUGGUACUCGAUGCCCAUAUUCGCGACCACAUACCUCCCACAGCUCGUGCUCACUGCGGUUAUUGGCCUCUUUGGCCAUGCGCGCCAAGUGAUGUUCCACAAGCUGUACACAUUGCCCAAUCAUGUCCGUACGGAUCUUCGCACCGAAGGUGUCUUUCUAGGCCGAUUUUAUAUUACUGGCCUGGAUGGCUUGCUAUCUACUCCGUACGGAGAGCUCCGGGCAUGUAUGAUGGAUGUGCUGGCUAGCUAG